Messenger RNA from Leptonychotes weddellii (Weddell seal), 647 nucleotides. Lineage: Eukaryota; Metazoa; Chordata; Mammalia; Carnivora; Phocidae. The record is from RefSeq and is a predicted model, not a curated record.
AUGGUGGCAGACUUCGGAGAGGACAACUCCCUCUACAUCACUAAGGUGACCACCGUCCACGUGGGCAACUACACGUGCCACGCCUCCGGCCAUGAGGAGCUCUUCCAGACCCACGUCCUGCAGGUGAAUGUGCCACCAGUCAUCCGCGUGUAUCCAGAGACCCAGGCACAGGAGCCCGGCAUGGCAGCCAGUCUGAGAUGCCACGCAGAGGGCAUUCCUAUGCCCAGAAUCACUUGGCUGAAAAAUGGCAUGGAUGUCUCCACCCAGAUGUCAAAACAGCUUUCCCUAUUAGCCAAUGGGAGCGAACUCCACAUCGGCAAUGUUCGGUAUGAAGACACAGGGGCGUAUACCUGCAUCGCCAAAAACGAAGUGGGCGUGGAUGAGGAUAUCUCCUCACUUUUCAUCGAAGACUCGGCUAGAAAGACCCUUGCAAACAUUCUGUGGCGAGAGGAAGGCCUCAGUGUGGGGAACAUGUUCUACGUCUUCUCUGACGAUGGCAUUAUCAUCCUGCACCCCGUGGACUGUGAAAUCCAGAGGCACCUCAGACCCACGGAGAAGAUCUUCAUGAGCUACGUAAGUGUCCGUGCCUGCAAGUCGGCCUUCCAUGACGGCCCCCUUGACUUCCGAGACUCCAUUUGCUGCAUGUG